Molecule: messenger RNA, 2329 nt
Organism: Pleuronectes platessa (European plaice)
Lineage: Eukaryota; Metazoa; Chordata; Actinopteri; Pleuronectiformes; Pleuronectidae
Gene: pisd
Product: phosphatidylserine decarboxylase
Exons: 8
Coding region: 1015-2148 (377 amino acids)
Biological process (GO): phosphatidylethanolamine biosynthetic process
Cellular component (GO): mitochondrion
Molecular function (GO): phosphatidylserine decarboxylase activity
Source: RefSeq, a predicted model, not a curated record
UGAUCUGUUCGCACCACGGUGCACAAGUGCCAGAUAACAUGUCAGGUUCACGUGCACAUAGCAAACAUGGAGGUUCAGAGGUUCACAUCCUACAGUUGAUGGUCAUCUCAGGUGUUGGGAUCUGUGGUCUCACUGGGUGAUAGUUGAGUGUGAAGUGAUGGUGACACACUGACCGGUCAUUUCAAUGGUACUUCACUACUUCAAACACUGACCAACCUGCCUCCUGAUUGGUCCUUUUAGUGUGGACACGAUCCAAUUGGUCAAUCAGUAACUGGGCAGGACAGAGGGGGGGCUGUGAUUCACUCGAGAUUAAAACACAUUUCACAGAUAAAUACAAUUUCAAUAAAAGAAAUAAUUUGAUAAUUCAGAAAAUGACAAAAUAAAGGAUUUCAAUACAUUUUGAUCAUUUUCAAUGUUAAUAUUGAAACGAGGAGGAGAUAAGGAGGAAGGGGGAGUGUCCUCAGUAUAAAUACCUCCCUCCUCCUCCUCCUCUGUCCCUUCUUCUCUCGUGUCAGUGAACACAUCAGCUCUUUCUUCUUCUGGAUUAAAUCUUCUCAACUGGUCCGAAUGUGUCUGCGGCCAUCUCUCUCUCUCUCUCCGGCGGAGGUCUCUCGCUCAUGGUAAGCUCCUUGUCCCGCUGCCACGCCGGCAGACAUGAGUGCGACCUGCUGCGUCAGGUGAGGCGUGCCAGAGACGGAGGAGGAAGAGGAGGAAGAGGAGGAAGAGGAGGAAGGGGGGUGAGGACGAGAGCGACCGCACGGUUCAGGUGGGCGAGGAGGUAGGGGGAGGUUUUUUAUAGAUGUGUAGAAAAGUGUAUCUCUUACAGUGUAAAACAGUGUAUUCAAAGAAAUAGGUAAAAAAUUAAUAAUUUUAGAGUUUAAAUGAACUGUCUGAGGGCGAGAGACACUGACACACGACAGAGAGAGAGAGAUAGAACUUAAGCUGCUUUAAGACACGAACUUAACUCUGCAGUUCCUCUGUAUUUGCUCUGGAGGAUCAUGUGUGAGCUCCUGUAUGAAGUAUGAAUCCAGGAGAAGUGUGAACGCAGCAGAGGAUCCUCCACUGGAUUCUGUGCUCCAGGUCCCUCGUUUGGAUCUCCGUCAUCGUCUGAGCGCGCUCCGUGGCGGCGUGUGUCAACCCGCCCCGUGGCGCCGUCGGCCACUUGCCUUCCUCUGCUAUGUCUUGUCCAUCAGUGCCCUGCGGCCGCUGUCCAAACGGGUGGCGUUGUACCGCUCCUUCCCGACUCGCCUCAUCUCUCGGGCCUGGGGUCAUCUGAACGGCGUGAAGCUUCCCAACUGGCUCCGUAAACCCGUGUACUCGCUCUACAUCUGGACGUUUGGGGUCGACAUGAAGGAGGCGGCAGUGGAGGAUUUACAUCAAUACAGGAAUCUGGGGGAAUUUUUCCGUCGACGUCUCAAACCUGCUGUGAGGCCGCUCUGCGCCUCCUCCUGCCUGAUCUCUCCAGCAGACGGGCGGGUCCUGCACUUUGGUCAGGUGAAGAACUCGGAGGUGGAGCAGGUGAAGGGCGUCACCUACAGUCUGGAGAAGUUCCUGGGUCCACAGGAGGGGCGAGGCCAAGAGUCCUCCCGGUCCUUCAGGGAACGCCUCCUGACGUCACCUGAUAACGACCUGUUCCACGUGGUGGUUUACCUGGCGCCAGGUGAUUAUCACUGCUUCCAUUCGCCCACAGACUGGAAGGUGGAGCUUCGACGACACUUCCCAGGCUCGUUAAUGUCGGUUAACCCUGGUGUGGCUCGUUUGGUCAAAGAUCUCUUCUGUCUUAACGAGCGUGUGGCGCUCACCGGCCAAUGGCAGCACGGCUUCUUCUCGUUAACGGCGGUCGGGGCCACAAACGUAGGAUCCAUCCGGGUUUACUUCGACCAGGAGCUGAAGACCAACACCCCCCGCUACAGUAAAGGCUCCUUCCACGACCACAGUUAUGUUGCCAAUGGCAACAGUGUGUUGACAGCGGUGUGUGAGGGGGUGGUCCCUGUGGAUGGGGGCGUGGCCUUGCAGAGGGGGGAGGCUAUCGGGGAGUUUAACCUCGGGUCCACCAUCGUUCUGUUGUUCGAGGCGCCCAAGGACUUUAAAUUUAACCUGCAGCCGGGACAGCGAAUCAGAGUGGGGGAGGGACUCGGCAGCUUCUGAUUUGCUGACGCGUGGGAGGUGCCUGAUGACAUUUUAAGGCAUUGUGGGUAUUUUUCUUUGUAAGAAAAGACAUGAAGAGGAAAUGUUUGUUUGCCUCAUGAUAGGAAGAUGCCAAACCUCUCUCUCUCCCCUCUCCCCCCCCCUCUCUCUCUCUCUCUCUCUCUCUUCCCCCCCCCCUCCC